This is a messenger RNA of Antechinus flavipes (yellow-footed antechinus), 2576 nucleotides long. RefSeq names its product cactin, spliceosome C complex subunit (gene CACTIN). The transcript is spliced from 10 exons. Gene Ontology annotation, cellular component: cytoplasm; spliceosomal complex. The record is from RefSeq and is a predicted model, not a curated record. Gene Ontology annotation, molecular function: protein binding. NCBI's taxonomy places the organism in Eukaryota, Metazoa, Chordata, Mammalia, Dasyuromorphia, Dasyuridae. Bases 44 to 2362 code for a protein of 772 amino acids. Gene Ontology annotation, biological process: mRNA cis splicing, via spliceosome; negative regulation of innate immune response.
CCUCUGAGGCGCGCGGGGCUAGAGGUUGUAUCCGGGUUAGCUAAUGGGUCGGAACCAGGACUGUCGCUCGCUGUCUCGUUCGUGCUCGCGCUCCCCGGUCCCCAGAAGCCGGAGGCGGCGGCGGAGCCGAAGCAGGAGCCGGGGUCGGAGCAGGAGCCGGAGCCGGAGUCGCGAUGGACGGCGGCGACACGAGAGCAGCGAGGGGCGAAAGAGGCGACGGCGGCGGCGCAGCCGGGAGCGGAGAGCAGGAUCAGAUUCUGAGGAAGAGCGACAUAGGAGAAAAGCAAAGAAAUAUCAGACCUCUGAAAGGGUUCAUAGAAGUCCAAGAAAGUCACGGCCCCGAUCUCGGGAACCUUCCCAGUCAGAUUCUGGGAGUGAGUCACGGAGGGGUCACAGGAGCAGGCGUAGGAGGAGACAUCGUCAUUCCAGAUCAUCUACCUCCUCAGUCUCUUCAGCAUCACCUUCACCACCCCGUUCUCAGAGUCCACAGGAAGCCCUAGACAAGAAAUUGAGCCUCCAGGAACGACGGAGGCUAAAGGAAGAGAAAAAGCAGCAAGAAGAGUUGAUGAAGGCCUUUGAGACACCUGAGGAGAAACGGGCCCGGAGACUGGCCAAGAAAGAGGCCAAAGAACGGAAGAAGAGAGAAAAGAUGGGCUGGGGUGAAGAAUAUAUGGGUUAUACUAAUACCGAUAAUCCCUUUGGAGACAAUAAUCUUCUGGGAACGUUCAUAUGGAACAAGGCACUAGAGAAGAAGGGGAUCAGCCACCUGGAAGAGAAGGAGCUGAAAGAGAGAAACAAGAGAAUCCAGGAAGACAAUCGACUAGAAUUGCAGAAGGUAAAACAGCUGCGAUUGGAGCGAGAGAGGGAAAAAGCCAUGCGGGAACAAGAGCUGGAGAUGCUGCAGAGGGAGAAGGAGGCAGAGCACUUCAAGACCUGGGAGGAGCAGGAAGACAACUUUCACCUUCAACAGGCCAAGCUUCGUUCUAAAAUCCGUAUAAGGGAUGGACGGGCCAAGCCCAUCGACCUCCUGGCCAAGUACAUCAGUGCAGAGGAUGACGACUUGGCUGUGGAGAUGCACGAGCCCUACACCUUCCUCAAUGGCCUCACAGUGUCAGACAUGGAAGACCUUCUGGAGGACAUUCAGGUAUACAUGGAAUUGGAACAGGGCAAGAAUGUAGACUUCUGGAGAGAUAUGACCAUCAUAACAGAGGAUGAGAUCUCCAAACUCCGCAAGCUCGAGGCAUCUGGAAAGGGCCCAGGAGAGCGUCGAGAAGGGGUAAAUGCCUCUGUCAGUUCGGAUGUACAAUCAGUGUUCAAAGGCAAGACCUACAAUCAGCUCCAGGUGAUCUUCCAGGGCAUCGAGGGCAAGAUCCGGGCAGGGGGGCCCAACCUGGACAUUGGCUACUGGGAAAGCCUGCUGCAGCAGCUUAAGGCCCACAUGGCCAGAGCCAGGCUUCGGGAGCGCCACCAGGAUGUGCUCCGACAGAAACUGUACAAGCUGAAGCAGGAGCAAGGCGUCGAGAGCGAGCCCCUCUUCCCUAUCCUCAAGAAAGAGCCAUCAUCUCCCAGUGAGAGGUCAGAGCCUGAAGAAGGAGCUCAGGCCCAGCCGGGGCCUUCCACCUCCAGGGCUUCCGAGGAGCCAGAGGCCGAAGGCGAGGCCCGGGCCGAGGGCGAGGGGGACGGCGAGGGCGAGGGGGAAGCCGUGCUGAUGGAGGAGGACCUGAUCCAGCAGAGCCUCGAGGACUACGAUGCUGGCAAGUACAGCCCCAGGCUGCUCACCACGCAUGAGCUGCCCUUCGACGCGCACGUGGUGGAGGUGGAGGAGGACCUUCAGCGCCUGCUGCUUUCUCGGCAGCAGCUACAGGUGACAGGAGACGCCAGCGAGAGCGCCGAGGACAUCUUCUUCCGGCGGGCCAAGGAGGGCAUGGGGGCAGACGAGGCCCAGUUCAGCGUGGAGAUGCCCCUCACCGGCAAGGCCUAUCUGUGGGCCGACAAAUACCGGCCCCGCAAGCCUCGCUUCUUCAACCGGGUCCACACGGGCUUCGAGUGGAACAAGUACAACCAGACCCACUACGACUUUGACAACCCCCCCCCGAAGAUUGUGCAAGGCUACAAGUUUAACAUCUUCUACCCGGACCUGAUCGACAAGCGCUCCACGCCCGAGUACUUCCUGGAGGCCUGCCAGGACAACAAGGACUUCGCCAUCCUGCGCUUCCACGCCGGGCCGCCCUACGAGGACAUCGCCUUCAAGAUUGUCAACCGGGAGUGGGAGUACUCCCACCGGCACGGCUUCCGCUGCCAGUUUGCCAACGGCAUCUUCCAGCUGUGGUUCCACUUCAAGCGCUACCGCUACCGGCGGUAGGGGGCCUGGGCCCGGACUGCGGCCCCCGAGAGGCCCGAGACGGACAGACGGACAGGCCCGCGCGCUGGCGGCCUCUGGGUCUCCAGGUGGGCCCGAGGAUAUUCGUGCUUUGCCCUGUGCUUCUUCCUUUUGGAACUCCUCCUUUGUACCUAAGCCUGAUGUCAGAGUUUCUUCAGGACUAUUUUCAGCCAAAUAAAAACAAUUUUGGAGUAAA